UUCCGAGAAAAUCACAGCCGUCAAGUUCUAAGUACUCAAUCAAUCUGAACCGUCCAUAUUAGGUCAUUGAACAUCAACCACUAUAUAAAUUCCCCAUCACCUCCCUGUCUCUCCACGCAGCAAACGAGUUUUAGGGUUUUUCCUUCCCCCUUUUUCAGCAAACCCAAAUAUCUGAAUCGAAGAGGUUAAAGUGACGGCGCCGCCGCUGUCCGCCUUGGCUGAAAAUCUGUAACAGUCUUGGCCCUCAUUUUUGUAAAUCUCUUCCUUUCACUUUUUUAGGGUUUUGUUAGUUUCAAAACAGUAUAGACUUUAGUUGUUGUUGUUGAAUCUGAAAAUCACUUCAAUGGCACCAAAAGCAACAAAGGCGGAGAAGAAGAUUGCUUAUGACAGCAAGAUGUGUCAGCUUCUGGAUGAUUAUACUCAGGUGCUUGUGGCUGCUGCUGAUAAUGUUGGAUCCAAUCAGCUUCAGAACAUUAGGAAGGGUUUGAGAGGUGAUUCUGUUGUUCUUAUGGGUAAGAAUACUAUGAUGAAGAGGACCAUUAGAGUCCAUGCUGAAAAAACUGGAAAUGAAACUAUCCUCAAUCUCAUUCCUCUCCUUGUUGGUAAUGUUGGAUUGAUCUUCACCAAGGGUGAUUUGAAGGAAGUGAGCGAGGAAGUCGCUAAGUACAAGGUUGGUGCACCUGCUCGUGUUGGUUUGGUUGCUCCAGUUGAUGUUGUUGUCCCUCCUGGCAACACUGGUUUGGAUCCCUCCCAGACCUCUUUCUUCCAGGUGCUCAACAUCCCUACCAAGAUUAACAAGGGAACUGUUGAAAUUAUCACCCCUGUGGAGCUCAUCAAGAAGGGUGACAAAGUUGGUUCCUCUGAAGCUGCCCUGCUUGCCAAACUUGGAAUUAGGCCCUUCUCAUAUGGUCUUGUUGUUACCUCUGUUUAUGAUAAUGGAUCUGUCUUCAGUCCUGAGGUUCUUGACCUUACUGAGGAUGAUCUUGUUGAGAAGUUUGCCAUGGGAGUAUCUAUGAUUACCUCCUUGUCAUUGGCCAUCUCAUACCCAACUUUAGCUGCUGCACCACACAUGUUCACCAAUGCCUACAAGAAUGUGUUGGCCAUUGCUGUUGAAACUGAGUAUUCUUUCCCUCUGGCUGACAAAGUGAAGGAAUACCUUGCGGAUCCUAGCAAGUUUGCCGCUGUUGCUGUUGCUCCUGUUGCAGAUGCUAGUUCUGGUGCUGCUCCUGCUGCUAAGGAAGAGGAGAAGAAGGAUGAGCCUGCUGAGGAGUCUGAUGAUGACAUGGGUUUCAGCUUGUUUGAUUGAGUCUGUUGUUGUGGUGUCACUUUAUUGAGUACCAGAAAAUGCUCUCUUUUAUGUUUCAAGUAUCUUGACAAUAUUUAAUUUCAGUUUAGACUUGUUUUGGUAUAAGUUGGUGGUUGUUUUGUUUUGGACCA
Messenger RNA from Capsicum annuum, 1437 nucleotides. RefSeq names its product 60S acidic ribosomal protein P0. The transcript is spliced from 5 exons. Lineage: Eukaryota; Viridiplantae; Streptophyta; Magnoliopsida; Solanales; Solanaceae. Gene Ontology annotation, cellular component: cytosolic large ribosomal subunit. Bases 344 to 1306 code for a protein of 320 amino acids. The record is from RefSeq and is a predicted model, not a curated record. Gene Ontology annotation, biological process: cytoplasmic translation; ribosomal large subunit assembly; ribosome biogenesis. Gene Ontology annotation, molecular function: large ribosomal subunit rRNA binding; structural constituent of ribosome.